Porites lobata is the source of this 627-nucleotide messenger RNA. Lineage: Eukaryota; Metazoa; Cnidaria; Anthozoa; Scleractinia; Poritidae. The record is from the annotation of a GenBank genome assembly.
AUGUCUGGGUAUGUAGGUCUCAGCUGGUAUAGGGCUCCUGAAAUUAUCCUAAACAUUGGAGAUUAUGACGGUAAAGUAGAUGUGUGGUCGGUCGGUUGUAUACUGUAUAAACUGGCGACAGGAAACGACCACAUUAAUCAGUUAACGGUGAUUAUGGAUGUCCUUGGAACUCCAGGGAAGGCGUUAAUUAAGAAAUGCAGUCCUAGAGCCCAGAGAUUCCUAAGUAGUUUACCGUUAAAAGAAAGGCGUGAUCUCUCUGAAUAUCUACAGCCUUCCAAUACCAGUGUCGGGUUUGUUGAAUUCUGGUGAUGGACUUGAGUGAGCGGAUAUCUGCCCCGGGAAGGGACUCCCAUAUGAAAGGGGCGGGGAUGCUCGUCAGAAAUUUUGAAUUAUACCCCUAAAGGAGACCAAUCUGGGCGUGGUCCAACCUUUUUUUGACCCCUAAAAGCGAUCAUUUUAAACUUUGAUUACAUCAAUCAAGUAAAUAAAACGAAUUGAAGAUAUAUAAUUUUUCAAUAUUUCUUUGAGUGUAACCCCAAAAGAGACCUUUACGGCUAAAUAUAAUGGUGUUUUGCCCAGAACAGCCUAAGCGAGACCAAAAUCUGAAAUUUACACCCCUAAGCGAGA